AUGUUGGACGGCUUCGAAGACACAGAACGCGAGAUAGAGCUGCGACUCCAUAUACACAGCCUGCUCGACCAAUAUUUUCUCGACCACGGUCUGACCAAAGACUAUAUUGAGUGGUCAACAGAACAGGUUAUAGAUAUUCUUUCCGAGGGCCUCAAAUCUAUCCCAAUGACUGCAUCCACCAACAUUGCUCUACCUCGCGACCCCUUCGAGAUCUUGUGGAAUCAGCUCCAGCUCGGUAAACUCGAGCCGUAUAGCCCCCGUUGGGUGAUCAAUGACCGCAACACCAUCUCGUUGAUCAGACGGUGCCUGUCUCUCGUCCCAAAAAAGGUAUCGGAGUCCUACUUGUACAAGGACGAUCACGAUGUCCAUGACUCUCCUCACCCUCUCUCCCCAGUUCUCACCUGGAAGUCCAUGAGAGAAACGCCACGUCCCGGAAAAAACACCUAUCCCGGAAAGUCGGUCAAUAAUCUGCAAGAGGUGCUUCAAACGUACAAUAUCUCUCGAGUGGAUGAUGUCGCCAUGGAGGAUAUUUACGUACGAGAGGAAGAUGCGCUAGGUUACAAACUCCAGAUUGACUCAAAAGAAUGCGCCCGCAUUAUGUCACUCAUGAAGUCCAUCCCGUUGAUGAAGCGGCAGCAGAGCGAACCUCAUGUUCCACAAGCCAUGCAGGAUUUCCUGCGAGCGGAUUCUCCUGUGCCCUUGGCCCCGGAAAGUCUUGAACUGCCGAUAUUUUCACGAAACGAUCCGGGGCGCUCAAUACUCAAGGAAGACCCCGGAGAUCGUCGAUUAUCCACCUUCCUAGAAUCAAUCCCAGGCCUGUCAAAGUUGUGGCCUCGCCCUGUUGAGAUCAUGGAGGAGGAGGAGGACAUGGCGAAUGCGCAUCUUGCUGUGCUAGAUGCACUCCACCCCUUCAAACUACCGUCAUCGCCGUUCACACUAGGCACGCCGUCACUAUCGAACGAUUCAGAUGAACAUGAAGGAGCUAUGAUACCCUCAUCUCCCAAACACGUCUUGGAUCGACCUUUCAGCCCAAUGGAAACCGUCAUAUUCCCCAGGUCAGAGACGAUAGGAGGCACAAUCAGGCCACACACACCUGUCUUCGGUGAUGGCAAGUUAUCAAGUUUCGUUUCUCAGUACAUUAAGGCCGUUCCAAUGGGCUGCGAAGCGAACAUCGUACUAUCUCCGAAGUUACGUUCAUCAUCCCCACCGAUAACGCUCUCCAUGCUGGGGCAACCACCAACGGAAGCGGAAGUUCUCCCAGCGGCCGAUGAUGCCCAAAACCCUGCCACAGGGAGGCGCGAAAUCCGGAUAUUAAACAGCGACGAUACGGACGACUUCAUCUUAAAGGCAGUGGAAAAAGCAUGUGGCGGUCCUCUAAGCGAUUAUGACCCUUUCCGUCCAAUCCUUGAAGAGAAGUUAGAUGAAACAGAGAGCAUUUUCAUGGACGUACCAAGAAUGCGUGACCCCACCGAAUAUCCACGAGAGCAGCUCCUUCCGACCACGCUUCACGACCUCGUUUCGCUAAAGCCCCAGCUCGCCAAUGUUGAGGAGCAAGAGAGCAAACCCGGAUUCCAUUUCCUGAAGAAGGCAAAAGGACUGUCCGCUUUAAACCUGUCUCUAAGUUGGACACCGUUUAAAUAUCGCAACACGGUCCCCACGCAGGAAGACAUAACCGGGCUGACUGAAAGAGACUUGACUGAGAAGCUUGCGAACAAGAUUGAACUGCCUCGCGACGAGAUAGCUGCUAGAGUUUCUGCCUUACUCGAUGACCUUGCAAUUCAAGAUACACUCCCUGGUAUGGAUCUCGUACCCUCCUCGACGGCGCUUCGAGGCGACCACGCUUCGGAUGAGGUUCCAUCGAAGAUCUAUGUCACUUCGCAAGAACCAGAGUUUAUUCUCCCUCGCUCAGACCAACGGCGACUUGCUGGUAUGUCUAUCGAAGAGGAUUGGGACUGGGAGGGUAGCGACACCCAAGACACAACGUCCCCUGAAGAAAGUUCUUUCACACAGCCUCCUCUCAAACGGGUCUAUGGCUGGGACCCCACUUAUCAGCUCGAAUCUGGUAUAGUUGUGUCGGAACAAACUCUAGGCGACGAACGGACUGUGCUCAUGCGUACAAUCAACGACUCUGGAAAUUUCGAGGCAGAUAACAUCCGCUGUCCUCCCCUCUUAGACAUCGACUGGCUGGAUCCCUAUUACGGCCUCGGUGUCUCUCCGCAGCACAACAGUGUCUAUACUGAAGUUCUCCGAUCACACGCUGCCCCAAUGCUCUCUUCGGUGUUGCCUGACGGAGACGAAACGAGUCCCUCGCAGCCUUCGGAAGACGGCGUCAUUGACGUCAUUUCCUCGUUCGAUAACACUCUACCACCCCACCCUAUCAAUCUCAUUGAAGCUCACGCUCUCGACUCUGUCAACACACAACCCCAAAUUAUCGACCCUUCUAGUGCGAUUGGAGAUGCGGUGCCGCUCGACUCGCUCCAGCAAUUUCUAGCUCUCUUCGGGAAGGUCGUGCAAGUAGAGGAGGCGCCAUCCUCCGAACUAGAUCAACCGUAUCAGCGUCAACACCAAUCCCUCCCGCUAUCUCACUGGCUGUCCGACGAUUACGUGCCACCCGACACUAUUCACCGCUACAUGGCCUCGAUGGAUUUUAUCCAGCGCCGCGCCCUCGUCCGCGCGCUUCGAGCCUACUGCGCUGUCGAGCUGAUCGAGCGAGAACGCCUUGGAGUAUCGUCUUCUCCCAACGCCGCCACUACUCCCAAUAAUUCAGAUGACGCUCACCUCAUUCUCGACGUCGACGCCGCCGUUCUCUUCGUACCGCUGGAGCUUCUCCCGGCGCGCGGCGCCGCCCUCGCGGAGCUCCUCGCCCGGCUCUCCUGGCGUUACUUGUGCCAGCUCGUCAUCCUGCAGUGCUACCCCUCUUCACACGACAUCCGCGGGGACUCGAGCCUCGACUCGUCCGCAGCCCAGGCGAACAUUGCCGAAGGCAUGGACACCAAGCGCGCUGGCUCGGCGGUCGUCUAUGCGUUCGCCGCCAGCGUCGAAGAGGCUGCCGCGUGCGCGCGGGCAUAUGGGGACAUAACACAUGCGGAGGCGCACGGCGCGGUACGGUGCCCGCGAGAGUGGUUGACGCACGAGGAGCGCGAUGGCGAGGACGAAUUGUCCAGCGUGGACGGCAUGAAUCUCUUCGCCGCGUCGCUUCUUCUCUCACAGACAACGCUCGAGAAGUUGCUCGAGACGAGCCCAGACGAGCGGCUGGUCGAGUACUCCGACCUCGUCGGCGCGGAUCGUAUGAAAACUUUCAACGAGUACAUCGCGAGGCGUUUGGAAGUGAUAGAGUUGCCGCCAUCCUCACCGCCUCCCGAGGACGUCAAACCCGACUCGUCUUCCGACCGCUCGACGUCGUUGUUUGGAGAGGGCGAUCACAGCGCUGAGUGUUGA
This is a messenger RNA of Epithele typhae, 3438 nucleotides long. RefSeq lists its product as uncharacterized. Lineage: Eukaryota; Fungi; Basidiomycota; Agaricomycetes; Polyporales; Epitheliaceae. The transcript has 15 exons. Bases 1 to 3438 code for a protein of 1145 amino acids. The record is from RefSeq and is a predicted model, not a curated record.